CAUUAGUGCAGACUGCUGUGGAGUUAGGUUCUUGCAGGAUUUCCUUCCAGCCUUUCCCUACUAAGGUUCUUGGGAAUUAAAAAAAAAAAUCUAAACACACAAACCAAGUUUUCCUAUUUACUGUGUUCAGGGAAGGUGGGCAUUUCGGAAGGGCAGAUACGAUCCCAAGUUGUCUAAGAAGCAGAGAACUGCGCAAAGAAGCUCUGAUUACAGAUCUUUGGAAUUUUCUUUCUAAAUUUUACAAACGAGAAAUACACCCAGAAUUUUGGGAAUUGCUCCAGGCUGCGUGUGAGGGUUUGAUUGCUUGUCUAAUCUUUUUUUGAGAAGAGAAGAAUUCGCCAAAAGGGGCUUGGAUGGCAGGAGCCCGGCCGGGUUUCUGUGGCAGUUCGUGCCGUGGGUCUCUGCUCUGAGGGGACUGCGGCGGAUCCGAGAGCUCCUGCCGCUGGCUGCGGGGCCCUGUCGCAGGCGCGGGUCGGGGAACAUGCCCCGCUCCGGCCCGAGUGCGCCGCUGGCCGCCGGGACUCCCUAGCCCCGUGGGAGCGCGUCGUGGCCGCGGCACUUCGCACUGAACCGAAGACGAAGACGGUCCGUCCUCUCCCGGGCUCUUCCCCCUCGCUGUGAACACGGGAAAGAACUAGGGGGUGAAAGGAGGCAGCAUGACUUGCAGUCGCCGCCGCCCUGCGUCUGCCCCCAGCCCCCAGCCCACAUCUUGAUGCGCCCCGGGUCGGCUGUACAAAUAUGAUGAAAUGGCAGCCCCGGAAGAAGGCAUACUUCCGACAGGGUGUUGCCCUCCAGUACCUUGGACGUCACGCAGAUGCCCUGGCAGCCUUUGCAUCUGGGUUGGCUCAAGACCCCAAAAGUCUCCAGCUCCUGGUGGGGAUGGUGGAAGCUGCCAUGAAGUCUCCCAUGAGAGACACCCUGGAGCCCACUUACCAGCAGCUUCAGAAAAUGAAACUGGACAAGAGUCCCUUUGUGGUCGUGUCUGUGGUUGGGCAGGAACUUCUGACAGCCGGCCACCAUGGGGCCUCUGUGGUUGUCUUGGAAGCUGCUCUGAAGAUUGGCACUUGCAGCCUCAAACUGAGAGGCUCUGUCUUCUCCGCCUUGAGCAGUGCGCACUGGUCUCUUGGGAACACAGAGAAGAGCACUGGGUACAUGCAGCAAGACUUGGAUGUAGCCAAGACCUUAGGUGACCAGACAGGAGAAUGCCGAGCUCAUGGGAAUCUAGGCUCUGCAUUCUUUUCCAAGGGAAAUUACCGAGAGGCCCUCACAAACCACAGGCAUCAGCUGGUGCUCGCCAUGAAGCUCAAGGAUCGGGAGGCAGCUUCCUCAGCUCUGAGCAGUCUGGGCCAUGUGUACACAGCCAUCGGAGACUACCCCAAUGCUCUGGCCAGUCACAAGCAGUGCGUUCUUCUUGCCAAGCAGUCCAAAGAUGAACUUUCUGAGGCUAGAGAACUCGGCAACAUGGGAGCUGUGUACAUUGCCAUGGGUGACUUUGAGAAUGCCGUGCAGUGCCACGAACAGCACCUGCGAAUAGCCAAGGACCUGGGUAGCAAACGGGAGGAAGCCCGUGCCUACAGCAACCUGGGCAGUGCCUACCACUACCGCAGGAACUUUGACAAGGCCAUGUCCUACCACAACUGUGUGCUGGAGCUGGCACAGGAGCUGAUGGAGAAGUCCAUUGAGAUGCGGGCCUAUGCUGGCUUGGGCCAUGCUGCCAGGUGCAUGCAGGACUUGGAGAGGGCAAAACAGUACCAUGAGCAGCAGCUGAGUAUUGCUGAGGACCUCAAGGACCGGGCUGCGGAGGGCCGUGCAUCUUCCAAUCUGGGGAUCAUCCACCAGAUGAAAGGCGAUUACGACACAGCCCUGAAGCUCCACAAGACCCACCUGGGCAUCGCCCAAGAGCUGAGUGACUACGCGGCCCAAGGCCGUGCCUACGGGAAUAUGGGCAAUGCCUACAAUGCCCUGGGCAUGUACGACCAGGCUGUCAAGUACCACCGUCAAGAGCUGCAGAUCUCCAUGGAGGUGAACGACCGUGCCUCUCAGGCCUCCACUCACGGGAACCUGGCUGUGGCCUACCAGGCCCUGGGAGCCCAUGACCGGGCACUGCAGCAUUACCAGAACCACCUGAACAUCGCCCGGGAGCUGAGAGACAUCCAGAGCGAGGCCCGGGCACUCAGCAACCUGGGGAACUUCCACUGCUCACGAGGAGAGUACGUCCAGGCCGCACCCUACUACGAACAGUACCUCCGCCUUGCUCCCGACCUCCAAGACAUGGAGGGAGAGGGGAAGGUCUGCCACAACCUUGGCUAUGCCCACUACUGCCUUGGGAACUACCAGGAGGCUGUGAAGUACUACGAGCAGGAUCUAGCCCUGGCCAAGGACCUUCAUGACAAACUGAGCCAAGCAAAAGCCUAUUGCAACUUGGGCCUGGCCUUCAAGGCUCUGCUGAACUUCACUAAGGCUGAGGAGUGUCAGAAGUACCUUCUGUCCCUAGCCCAGUCCCUGGAUAAUUCCCAGGCUAAGUUUCGAGCCCUAGGGAACCUGGGUGACAUAUUUGUCUGUAAAAAGGAUGUAAACGGUGCAAUAAAGUUCUAUGAGCAGCAGCUGGGCCUGUCUCAUCACGUGAAAGACAGAAGGCUUGAGGCCAGCGCCUAUGCAGCCCUGGGUACCGCAUACCGAAUGGUCCAGAAGUAUGACAAGGCCUUGGGUUAUCACACACAGGAACUGGAGGUCUAUCAGGAACUGAGUGACUUGCCGGGGGAGUGCCGGGCUCAUGGGCACUUGGCAGCUGUCUACAUGGCCCUUGGAAAAUACACAAUGGCAUUCAAGUGUUACCAGGAACAACUGGAGCUGGGGCAGAAGCUGAAAGAGCCGAGUCUCGAAGCCCAGGUGUAUGGCAACAUGGGCAUCACGAAGAUGAACAUGAAUGUGAUGGAGGACGCCAUUGGCUACUUUGAGCAGCAGCUGGCCAUGCUGCAGCAGCUCAGUGGGAAUGAGUCUGUGCUGGACAGGGGUCGGGCCUACGGCAACCUGGGGGACUGCUAUGAGGCCCUGGGGGACUACGAGGAAGCCAUCAAGUACUAUGAGCAGUACCUGUCUGUCGCCCAGAGUCUGAACCGCAUGCAAGACCAAGCUAAGGCCUACCGGGGUCUAGGAAAUGGACACAGGGCGACAGGGAGCUUGCAGCAGGCCCUUGUGUGCUUCGAGAAGAGGCUCGUGGUGGCCCAUGAGCUCGGGGAGGCCUCGAAUAAAGCUCAGGCCUACGGAGAGCUGGGAAGUCUCCACAGCCAAUUAGGGAAUUACGAACAAGCCAUUUCCUGCCUUGAGCGACAGCUGAACAUCGCCAGGGACAUGAAGGACCGAGCCUUGGAAAGUGAUGCAGCCUGCGGCCUGGGGGGUGUCUACCAGCAGAUGGGGGAGUACGACACCGCCCUGCAAUACCACCAGCUCGACCUGCAGAUUGCAGAGGAGACAGACAACCCCACGUGCCAGGGCCGAGCCUAUGGGAACCUGGGUCUGACCUACGAGUCCCUGGGCACUUUUGAGAGGGCCGUGGUCUACCAAGAGCAGCACCUCAGCAUUGCGGCACAGAUGAACGACCUGGUGGCCAAGACGGUGUCCUACAGCAGCCUGGGGAGGACUCACCACGCCCUGCAGAACUAUUCCCAGGCAGUCAUGUACUUGCAGGAAGGUUUAAGGUUAGCCGAACAACUGGGUCGAAGGGAAGAUGAGGCAAAAAUCCGCCAUGGUCUUGGCCUCUCCCUUUGGGCAAGUGGAAACCUGGAGGAGGCCCAGCACCAGCUUUACAGAGCAUCAGCCUUGUUUGAAACGAUCCGGCAUGAGGCACAGCUGAGCACAGAUUACAAGCUCUCUCUCUUCGACCUGCAGACAUCAUCCUACCAGGCCUUGCAGCGGGUACUCGUCAGCCUAGGCCACCAUGAUGAAGCCCUGGCAGUGGCAGAAAGAGGGCGGACGAGGGCAUUUGCUGACUUGCUGGUGGAAAGACAGACGGGACAACAGGAUUCUGACCCCUACUCGCCCAUCACCAUCGAUCAGAUCUUAGAGAUGGUUAACGCCCAGCGGGGGCUAGUGCUGUACUAUUCCCUGGCCGCAGGCUACCUGUACAGCUGGCUGCUUGCUCCUGGGGCAGGAAUCCUGAAGUUUCAUGAACAUUACUUGGGUGAUAAUUCAGUGGAAAGUUCCAGUGAUUUCCAAGCCGGCAGCAGUGCAACCUUGCCCAUAGCAACCAGCUCCGCACUGGAGCAGCACAUCGCCAGCGUCCGGGAGGCCCUGGGGGUGGAGUCUUACUACUCCAGGGCCUGUGCCAGCAGUGAGACAGAAAGUGAAGCUGGAGACAUCAUGGAUCAGCAGUUGGAGGAGAUGAACAAGCAGCUUAACUCGGUAACCGACCCCACGGGCUUCCUGAGGAUGGUGCGGCACAAUAACCUCCUGCACAGGAGCUGCCAGAGCAUGACAAGCUUGUUCAGUGGUACGGUGUCGCCCAGCAAGGAUGGGACCUCCUCUCUCCCCAGGAGGCAGAACUCACUGGCCAAGCCCCCACUCCGUGCCCUGUAUGAUCUGCUCAUCGCACCCAUGGAAGGGGGCCUGAUGCACUCAAGUGGCCCUGUGGGGCGGCACCGGCAGCUGGUCCUGGUCCUGGAGGGAGAACUCUACCUUGUCCCCUUUGCUCUCCUGAAGGGCAGCGCCUCCAAUGAGUACCUGUAUGAGCGCUUUUCCCUCAUGGCUGUACCAUCUGUCCGCUCACUCGGUCCGCACUCCAAGUGUCACCUGAAGAAGACCCCACCCACAUAUUCCAGCUCCACCGCCAUGGCAGCUGUCAUAGGCAACCCUAAGCUCCCAUCGGCAGUGAUGGACAGGUGGCUGUGGGGGCCAAUGCCUUCAGCAGAGGAGGAGGCAUACAUGGUAUCAGAGCUUCUGGGCUGCCAGCCCCUUGUGGGCAGCAUGGCCACCAAGGAGAGGGUCAUGAGCGCCCUGACCCAGGCUGAGUGUGUCCACUUUGCUACCCAUGUCUCUUGGAAACUGUCAGCCUUAGUCCUCACCCCCAACACAGAGGGCAACCCCGCUAGCAGCAAGAGCUCCUUCGGCCACCCCUACACGAUCCCCGAGUCACUGCGGGUGCAGGAUGAUGCAAGCGAUGUAGAAAGCAUCUCAGACUGCCCGCCACUGCGGGAGCUGCUCCUCACUGCUGCUGACCUCCUGGACCUGCGGCUUUCGGUGAAGCUGGUGGUGCUCAGCUCCUCUCAGGAGGCCAACAGCCGGGUCACAGCAGAUGGCUUGGUGGCGCUGACACGGGCCUUCCUCGCUGCUGGUGCACAGUGUGUGCUCGUGGCUCUGUGGCCAGUACCAGUAGCAGCUUCCAAGAUGUUCAUUCACGCCUUCUACUCAUCCCUGCUGAACGGUCUAAAGGCCAGCGCCUCCCUGGGUGAGGCCAUGAAGGCAGUGCAAAGCAGCAAGGCCUUCUCACACCCCUCCAACUGGGCAGGUUUCACACUUAUCGGGACUGAUGUCAAGCUGAAUAACCCCUCGUCACUCAUUGGCCAGGCACUCACCGAGAUCCUGCAGCACCCGGAGCGGGCACGAGACGCCCUACGAGUGCUGCUACACCUGGUGGAGAAGUCCCUGCAGCGGAUCCAGAAUGGGCAGCGCAAUGCCAUGUACACAUCUCAGCAGAGUGUAGAGAACAAAGUGGGUGGCAUUCCCGGAUGGCAGGCUCUUCUCACUGCUGUGGGCUUCCGGCUGGACCCUGCUGCCAGUGGCUUGCCAGCAGCCGUCUUCUUCCCGACCUCAGAUCCAGGCGAGAGGCUGCAGCAGUGCAGUAGCACCCUCCAGGCCCUGCUGGGUCUGCCCAACCCAGCCCUUCAAGCACUGUGCAAGCUCAUCACAGCUUCAGAGACAGGAGAGCAGCUUAUCAGCCGGGCUGUUAAAAAUAUGGUGGGAAUGCUCCAUCAGGUGCUGGUUCAACUGCAGGCCUGCGAGAAGGAACAGGACUUUGCCUCUGCUCCCAUUCCGGUCUCCCUUAGUGUCCAGCUAUGGCGGCUCCCAGGGUGUCAUGAGUUCCUGGCAGCUCUCGGUUUUGACCUAUGUGAAGUGGGCCAAGAGGAAGUGAUCCUGAAAACCGGGAAGCAGGCUAGUCGGCGCACUACCCACUUCGCACUCCAGUCCCUGCUGUCACUCUUCGAUUCCACUGAGCUCCCCAAGCGCCUCAGCCUGGACAGCUCAUCCUCCCUGGAGUCCCUGGCGUCAGCACAGUCUGUGUCCAACACUCUGCCCUUGGGCUACCAGCACCCUCCUUUCUCGCCCACUGGGGCAGACAGCAUUGCCUCGGAUGCCAUCUCUGUGUACAGUCUCAGCUCCAUUGCCUCCUCCAUGAGUUUUGUGUCCAAGCCCGAGGUGGGUUUGGAAGGUGGGGCGCCCCGAGGACGGCAGGACUGUGAUAGGGCCAAGAGCACCCAGCCACAACGAGCCACCCUGCCACGGCGCCAGCUGUCCCCCCAGGCCAGACGUGGGGGCAGCAAGGAAGAAGAAGAAGAAUAUGAGGGAUUCUCCAUCAUCAGCAUGGAACCUCUGGCAACCUACCAAGGCGAUGGGAAGGCACGCUUCUCCCCAGACCCCAAGCAGCCCUGUGUCAGGGCACCAGGUGGUGUGAGGCUGUCAGUCAGCUCCAAGGGAAGUGUCAGCACUCCCAAUUCCCCCGUAAAGAUGACCUUGAUCCCCAGCCCAAACUCACCCUUCCAGAAGGUGGGGAAAUUGGCAAGCUCAGACACGGGUGAGUCGGACCAGUCUAGCACAGAGACUGACAGCACUGUGAAGUCCCAGGAAGAGAGUGCCCCAAAGCUCGACCCCCAGGAGCUGGCCCAGAGGAUCCUAGAGGAGACCAAAAGCCACCUCCUGGCAGUAGAGCGCCUGCAGAGGAGUGGUGGCCCAGCAGGCAAGGGCCCUGACCGAGAAGAUGGCAUGGUAGCACCCAACAGCACCACAGUCUUUAGGGCUUCUGAAACCAGCGCCUUCAGCAAGCCUGUCCUCUCCCAUCAGAGGAGUCAGCUGUCACCACUCACUGUCAAACCACAGCCCCCAGCCAGGAGCUCAUCCCUCCCCAAGGUGAGCAGCCCUGCCACAUCUGAGGUGUCAGGCAAGGAUGGCCUGAGCCCUCCUAGCAGCAGCCACCCGUCACCUGGCCGCGACACGCCAGCCUCCCCAGCAGACCCCCCACUCUUGAGACUCAAGUACCCCAGCUCUCCUUACAGUGCUCACAUUUCCAAGUCCCCCCGGAACACAUCUCCUGCGUGCAGUGCGCCGUCCCCUGCACUCUCCUAUUCCUCAGCUGGCUCUGCCCGCUCCAGUCCGGCUGAUGCCCCUGAUGAGAAGGUGCAGGCAGUGCACAGCCUCAAGAUGCUCUGGCAGAGCACUCCCCAGCCCCCCAGAGGCCCCCGGAAAACAUGCCGAGGUGCACCGGGAGCCUUGGCAUCCAAAAGAGAUGUCCUUAGCCUGCUAAACCUGUCCCCUCGGCAUGGCAAAGAGGAGGGCGGGGCAGACAGGCUGGAACUGAAGGAGCUGCCUGUGCAGAGGCAUGACGAGGUGCCGCCCAAAGUCCCCACCAACGGCCACUGGUACACGGAGACAGCAGCACUGACGUCUGGCGGCCUCAGCACCACAGCUGCCACACGUCCUCUGAGACUGCCCCUGUCCAACGGCUACAAGUUCCUGUCCCCAGGAAGGCUCUUCCCUUCUUCCAAAUGUUAAAGAUCUUCUUGCCCCUGACCCAGUGCACAGGACAGCCAGAGCCUCGGGCCCCUCACCUAGUGCAGUCACCCACACAGCCACUGAUACCAUCUCUCCUCGGACAGGUGGGCUCCCUGAGCAAGGUCCCUGCCGUGCCAAACACCACUGUGCCCACGGGGCCAGGUUGGUCAGAAGCAGGGCUUGCACAGGGUGGGAAUGGCAGUGCCUUCCCUGCCCCUUUGCUCCUGCUUGUGUCUUGGAUAUGCCUCUGCCACAGGACCUGUGGGAGGAAGGCGGCCCAGGCCUUGCCUCCAAGUCUCUAUGCACAUCUUUCCUACAGGAGCACAAACAGCUCUUGUUGGGCUUCCAGGUGCUGGUGGGACAUGUAACGUUCUAAGUUCAGUUCUGCACUGAUGCACUACAUUAGCCAAAAGGAGAACUAUGGUUUUUAAAAUGCCGAUUCUUUGUGAUUAAAUUUUAGCCAUUUGGUGGAUACCGAAGUCACAGCCACAAUGCAAUAACUCAUGUUGAAAGCGCUUGUGUCCCCAGCUGCUCCCAUGAGCUAGGCCAGGGGCCCUUUGACCCCACUGUUGGCCAAACUUGAAUUUUCUUAAAAAAAAAAAAAAAAAAAAUCUGUAUUCUUGUCCAGGCAUUUUAGAACUAUGCAAUUGUGGUUUAAAACACAACAUUGUGCUUUUAAAACAUAACUGACCUUUUUUGUACAUGGAUGAACACUUGGUUUUAUUAUCAAUAGUACUUUGCAUUUAUAGCUGUUAUUUUUAAAAGCUCAAGAAAUUUUAAAUGUCAAAUUUUGAAUAUCCAUCCAUAAGUAGUAAUCAAGUUUUACUGGGGGUAUGGUUGAAAUUAUUCAAUUUCCUUAUUUAAAAAAAAGAAAGAGAAAAAAGAAAAAAAAUAAAAAAAAGAGUCCCCUGGCUAGCUAGUCCACAACCCCAGCCACUUCAUCAGCUGCCUUGCUGCAUUUAUCCUCUUCUCCCUGCAAACCUGUCCUCUCUCCAUCUCCAGGGCCCACAGCCCUGCUGGUCUCCUGCGACUGCCUGCCACCACCUAAGUCAUUAUCAUCAACCUGGUCGGUCUGUACAGGCGCUGCAACACCACCAGGUCAGGGGAAGCCCUCCACAUCAGUACUGAGAUGAAGGCCCUUCCCUCCUCACUACGAAGGCAGUCAUCUGGGCCAAGGCCCAUCCUCACAGGGGUAUAGGGGCCUGGCAUCAUGACCCCAAGGGCACUCCUGACCUUGAGCAGGAUCUGACUUCGGUUUUGUUUCUGGUUGUGGCUUUUAAAAGCAGGGUCUUUAGCCCAAAGCUAGCCUUUCGUAUUUGCAGCAAUCCUUCUGCCCCAGCCUGCAGCACCACACCGAGCCAGGACCUCACUCUAUAGCCACUGACUGCUUUCUCCGCUUCAGUGUGCCCUUAAAAACUGGUUCUGUGUUACUCUAGUGAGUUUUGUCAUAGAGGAUUCUGCAUUUGACCCAACAAUGAUAAGGCUGUCACAUGCUAAGCUGGCCCCAGCCCUGGGAGAGAAGUAACUUCACGAGGCAGCAUGUACUAUCUUACGUUAGCAGGGAGCUAACUCGCCAUGUAGCAAAUGAAAACCAAACCCAGCACUGUGCAUUCCACUUGCAAAGUCAGGUCCUCGGCAACCGAGAAUCAACCUCAGCACAAAUGUAGGUGGCUGGGCUCUGUCCUCAGCCACCACCUCAGCCUCUCCCCCAAGUGCCCGGAGCCGGGCUCUUUGUGCUUUGUCCAGGGCGCAGCCCACCAUCAGCGAAUACCUCCAACCCCUCAGACCAUGUGUGGUUGUCAAACCAUGGAGGAGGACUCCCAGGCUGCCCUGGUGCCGUCCUAGGUACAUCGUUGUUUUCUGAAGAGCCAACGGUACCUGGGAUAUUUUUUAUUUGUCUUCAGUAUAAGUUUCAAUGAAGGAAAACAAAGUUAACAAAACGAUGGGACCAGUGUGCAGAUCUGAGUCAUCAUGUCGGUCUUGGUGAUUUCAUGCACGUGAAGUGAAGUCAAAUGAAGUUUUCAGCUACAUCGUAAAGAGGGACAUUUCGGAUCACGAGAGACUGUAUGAUUCAGAGUUCUGUAUGGGUCAGGGGUUGGCAACCGUGACCCACAAGCUAAAGUUGGUGAAUGAGUUUGAGGUUUUGUUUGUUUUGGCCAUAAGCCAAUGAUGGAUUUUACCUUUUAAAGUGGUUAAUAACUACAACACAAGUCUUGAUUUUUGCCUCUUGGUUCACAAAGCCUGACGUCACCUAUUACUCAGCCUUUUAAAGGAAAGGUUGACAAGUCCUGGCGUACGCAACAGAAAAUGCAACUGAAAUUUUCCCACAGCCAGGAAGCAUUCAAGGAAGCAGGGGAGAGCGACUGGCCCAGGAGGCUCACAGUUGGUGCAGGCGGCUCCCACCUAGCUCUUAGCCCUUCAUCCUGUGUGGGAGGGGCCACCGGACAUAGAUCAAAGUUACAGAAGUAGUCUCCACUCCCCUUUGCUGGUAGUCUAGAGAUGUUCCCUUAAGCUCAGGAAAUAAAACUUUUUAACAAAUUUUUUCUUAAAUGCUCUACCCUGUUCUACCAGACAAAGACAUGCCCCAGACAAGCAGCAGCUUCCUCUUGGAGCUUAGUGGGACCACAAAGCACGGCCUUCAGCUGCCCCAGCUCUCACUAGUAAUGACCCCUAACUGCAAACACACCAGAAAACCACCUACAGAAGCUUCCCUUUGACACACAUUGUUCUGCAGCAAUGUGCAGGUCUCACCUUCCUCCCUUUUUUAAAAGUAAAAAAUCAGUGCACACUGAUGGGAGGUGAGGUGCUGCCCCCAGGCCCAGCUGUCCCCAGCACACACAGCAGCUUUGGUGAGCCUUAGCUGCGCACGUUGUGGGGAGCCAAACAGCAACAGUGCGGCUUUUCCUCACAGUUUGUGUCAUGUGAACUGACUGUACGUGUGCUUGUGAACUGGGCCUGUUUGUAGCGCCUCCUUCAGAGAUGUCCAUGCCAGCACUCACCCACCCCGUUCUGGGCACCUCCCCACUUGGCAUUCACGCUCCUUAUAUGCAUUGUUAGCCACCUUUGGCCUACAUGGACUUUUUUGUAAAUUACACAAUUUCCAGACAGCAUUAAACUUUUUAUAUUAUAAAAUUUGCCAUGUAAAAAGAACUUCAUAUUUUUAUUGAGGCUGCGGGCGCUUGGCCCUUCCUUUGUGAUUCAGUGUCUAUUAAAGCAUGAGCCUGUCAGUUUUAAA
Messenger RNA from Meriones unguiculatus (Mongolian gerbil), 10996 nucleotides. RefSeq names its product tetratricopeptide repeat domain 28 (gene Ttc28). The coding region runs from base 739 to 7761 and encodes 2340 amino acids. The record is from RefSeq and is a predicted model, not a curated record. Gene Ontology annotation, molecular function: protein binding. The transcript has 22 exons. Lineage: Eukaryota; Metazoa; Chordata; Mammalia; Rodentia; Muridae.